AUGGGAAAGAGAUUCAAGCAAUUAGAUUCGGAGCUUCAAAAGGUCAGUUUAUCUAUCCACACAGGUGUUUUGUAUGUUAAAAAGGAUACAUCUCUACAAACUGUUUUAUUUGCCACUGUGAGUAAUAAUCCAGAACAUCAGGCUCAUGCUGUAUGGGGUCACCUGAAAUCAGCGUUACAGAAAAUAUUAAGUACCAGGCCUCACGUAAAAGCCUUCACGUGUUUUCAGACGGACCCACAUCCCAGUAUCGAAGCCGCACUAAUAUUUACUUGUGGAUUAUAA
Acanthoscelides obtectus is the source of this 282-nucleotide messenger RNA. The record is from the annotation of a GenBank genome assembly. NCBI's taxonomy places the organism in Eukaryota, Metazoa, Arthropoda, Insecta, Coleoptera, Chrysomelidae.